CUUGAUUUAAUUGAUUCCAUUUGUGAUCAAGACGGCUCUUUCUGACCUUUCAUUCUCUCUCCAUUUGGGUUCUUGGUUUUGAAGGUGGUGGUGGUGGUGUCUGUGGUCUGUUGUUUGGUUUUGUUCUCUAUUGACUAAUUUGCUCGUAAUUUGGUUUCUACCCUCUUUAUGUCUCAUCAAAGACAAUUCCAUAUGGUGGGCGGAAACAAUGCUGGGCAGUUUGGCGAUACAACGUAUACCAAGAUCUUUGUGGGAGGGUUGGCAUGGGAGACUCAGAGAGAAACAAUGAAGCGUUACUUUGAGCAGUUUGGGGAGAUCCAAGAAGCAGUGGUGAUCACAGAUAAGAACACCGGAAGAUCAAAGGGAUACGGCUUCGUCACGUUUAAGGAUCCAGAUGCCGCAAUGCGAGCUUGUCAGGAUCCAUCGCCUAUCAUCGACGGAAGGAGGGCUAACUGCAACCUCGCCUUACUUGGUGCUCAUCGCAAUCGACCACCUACUCCUCAAUAUGCAGGUAAUGCGAGGUUCAGACCAGCAGCAACAACCGGAUCGGCCGCUCCACCCGCUUAUCAUGGCGGCUCCUCUUCCACGUAUAUCCAUCAUCAACCCACCGCUCAAUACGCACUUCCUUAUUCUGCUUAUGGGUAUUCUGGAUAUUCACAGGACACCAUGUAUCCCAUGAACUAUUACAGUGUAUAUGGAGGCCAACAAUUUUCUCCUUACUACAGCACUACGGCGUCCGGAGCUCCUGGGAUUAUCCAUAAUUUCUAUCCGUUCUACGCCCAAUACGUACAGAGCAACCAAGCGCAGGGUUUUGGGGCUCAUCAGUAUAAUCAUCCCCAGAUGCUACAGUACCCUUAUGUCCCUCACCACUUGGGUGCUUCGCCUGGGAGCCUAUCCCUCCCUUCGACUUCACUUCCCUCUGCAACCACUACCACCGGUGUGACGGCGACUGCCACAAUGGGUGUGACAGGAACGGAGACCAGUACUACAUCGCAAGCACGAGCUGCAGGGACCAGUAUCGAAUAGUAGAACUCAUCAGCAGCUUAAUUUCUAAGAGGGAGAAAUGUCAUUUCAUUCAGUUUCAUCACUAACGCCGUUCAUACUUGAUAGACAGGGAAAGGGUACAAUAGCGAGGACAGGAAAUGGAAAGAAUUAUUAAGAAAAGAAUUCUUCAGUAGAUGAUGACACCCAAUUGGG
Molecule: messenger RNA, 1197 nt
Organism: Telopea speciosissima
Lineage: Eukaryota; Viridiplantae; Streptophyta; Magnoliopsida; Proteales; Proteaceae
Product: RNA-binding protein 24-like
Exons: 6
Coding region: 169-1026 (285 amino acids)
Molecular function (GO): RNA binding
Source: RefSeq, a predicted model, not a curated record